GAGGAGGAGAGGGGAAGAAAGAAGACAGAGGAGAGGAUCGAGGUGGAGAGGAGUGAAAGGGAGGAAAAGGGGAGCAGAGGGGGUGUGUGGACCAAAGAGAGAGAAGACAGAAAAAGAAAAAGCUAGUGGAGGAUGUCUAUUUAAAGGGAUCGGAGACCGCACGGGUCUGCUGUUCUGCUAUUCCUGACUGACAGCAUCAUCGAAUUUGGACCAGAUUCUGUCCCCUCCCCCUUUUCUUUCAGUGCUUGUUGCAAGGUGUGAAGUGGAGGGCCUCCGAAACACAGACCAAGACUGGCUGCAUGUAUCACCCAGCAGAGCUGUACUCUGGCCGUAACACAUGGGACUCCUAUCCAGCUGGAGGACCUAACAGAGGACAAUGGGCUCCUGUAAAUGGUCACCCCUGGAGCCACACAGAAAGAUGCCAAGGAGGGCGCAAUCAAUCACAUCAUCCACCAUCAAAUCGUCUUUAUAAUAGGGGGGAGAGAACAGUCAACCAUGUCCAGGAUAAGGGGAUCUCUAAGGGGCACAGACAGCCUCUACGUCUCUGGGAUAGUAAAGAGCAGCCGUUUGAGGCCCAGAACUGGCACCACAACUCCACACGCUCAUUCCACAACCGAGCUGGCACCAACAACGGCUAUCUAACAGGACCAGGGGAGCGCUAUGGAAACUGGGACAACAAUGUCAGCAGCUCUGUGCGUGGGGGUCUACGACUGCAUCGCAACAACAGAGACCUCCAGUCCCCGCCGGAGAGAUGGGCCCCCUCAGACUACCGCAGGAGCUUUCCUAACAGAAUGAUAAACAACAGACAAGGGGCCUGGAAACGGUCAGCCCUCCACCAGCGGCGGGACCAACUGCACCAGCACAGUCCACCUCCACCCCCUAGGGAAGAGUGUCUAGCCAAGAGAAGAAGAGACUCUGGCCCUGAUCAGUCAUCUCAUCCUGGAUCAAGGCAUUUACCUUUACUUGCCCACGCCCAAUCACCACCUCGCCACCACCGCUGCAACCAAGACGACUGGAAGCCUCUUAAUGACAGGGCGGGUCAUUGCCACCACUCUGACCACAGGACCUCAACAACACAGCAACAGGAGACCUCUAAACUGCGAGCUGGAGGACAUGGCUUCAGUAACAGUCACCUAGCGGCUCUAAACCAGAGUUGUGGCAGCAGACCGCAGCAUCAUGGAAGCAGGGGGAAGGUCGACCGGAAAAUCUCGUCUUCACCAGCAGACCACAACCGUGUGCCUUACAGCCACCAAAACCAUCAUUACCACAAUCAACGGCACACAGGCCAUCCUAGGGCCCUACAGCACAACCUUCCGCUACACUCUCAUGAGGAAAAGGACUCAUGGAGCCAUCACCACAAACAAAGCACAGAACCUCAGCGCACUCAUCAAAGGGACACUUCAAGAGAUCAAGCCCACUCCAAGUCAUCUGGUGCAGACUCUCCUCCCUACUCGUCCCUCCUCUGCAGUCCUAAAGAUGGAGGUUCUACUGCCAGCAGUCCACGUGCUCCUUCCAGUCCCUCUUCAUACACAGCAGCCAGUGGCAGAAAAGAUCCAUCAAUCAUUCAUCAGUGCAGCCCUGGCCUCAGUGGACAGCAGAAACUCCAGGGAAGCCCUAAUCACACCCCAAGGCCUUCGUCUCUCACAUCUCACGCUGGUUCAAAAUCAAGGUUUUCGGAUAUCAAAUAUAGAAAGAUCUCACAGCCCCUCUGCUCACGACAGUCUCCCCACAGCAGGUCAAGAGUAAACAAGCCUGAGAAGGAAAUGGAGGAACACAAAAAAACUGAUAAGGUGGUGAAAAAGGAGAGAGAGAGAAAGGGAGAAGUUCAGAAGGCAAACAGAAAGGGUGAUGAGAGAAAGAGGCGGAAGAAAAAAGAGGAAAAAAAGUUGGCCGAGAAGAAAAAGAAGAGGGAUAAAGCAGCAAAGAGGGAAAGGAAGUUAGGUUUGAAAAAAAGAGUAACUGAAAAUGAACCAUUUACUUCCAUCCCUACUUUGAACUCUCCAGGAGAAGCCAGAAUGAGUACAACUCUAUUUGCAGAGAAUCAAGACCAGUCACCACACAAACACAAGCACAGAGACAGGGGCGAACGAGUGGAGAGGACACACAGGCCAUCCACAAACACUCCUCGUCCCGGCUGCUCGUCACUGCAGCCAUCCUCGAAAUCUGAAAAUCACAAAAUGCCCAAGAAGAACAGCAGUCCUUCCAGACUUCCCGUCAGGGAAGAGCUAGUACAGUCUCUUGCCAGUAACACCAGCCCUCACCAGACCAGCAGAAGGCCCACCAUCGUGUCAUCCCAAUCAGAUGAUCAUCCAAAAGCCAAGCCCAAUGACACACUCCCCUCUGUUUUAUUUAAAGCCUUAGCCCCUCUCAGUAGAGCAUGUUCUAUUAGCUUACAGCAGCCCAUCUAUAGCAAAGAAGGAGGGCAGGGAGGGAUUCUCAAUGCCCCAGAUCUACAGCCUGUGGCUGUGAUGGGAAAUUUGAGAGAAAUGGGAGACAACCUUGCAAAUACUCCUCCUGUUCUCAGCUGGCAGGGCUCUCCAGUAUCAUCUGUGGGAGAAGAUGAAGAGGAGCUAGAAAAAGGAGUGAUAAGUAGACCUGUCCUCCAGCCGAGCCCCACCCAGUGCUUUUCUCCUCCUCCUGUCGACAGAGAGAGCAUUGAUGAUAUGAAAAAGGAGCCUUGUGAAGGCGCACUGGCUGAUUAUUCACACAAUGGUGCAUCUGAACUCUGCAAUCUGCCUCUUGCAACAGAACAAGUUAUGGAGGAAGAAAAGGAAGAAGAGUUGGAAAGCAAUGGAAAAACUGGCUCUCCUCUCCGAGAGCUUCGCCACCAUAAAACCGGUUUGGACGACGUCUUCAAGAGCCUUGCCACCUUUCUUGGGGGCCAAAGGAUCACAUGUCGAGGCGGUCCAUUUGGGGGGCCUCCUGCUGGCACCACCAGAGGAGUAAAGUACUCUUCUUCUCUUGAAUUGGGGCCAGAAAUUCAUGAGCAUCAGGAUUUCUCUCCCAAAUCAGACCCUGCAGCAUCCUCCAAACCCAGUAAUCAGUCAUCACCUCACACUACCUCAGACACACUUUUGACAUCCCCCAGUCCAACUCAUCUGAAGGAGCCUGUCACAGACACCCUGGCACAGGAGAAGCCUGACGAAGUUGAGAACGACAUGAAAGAGAACCCAGUGGGUAAGAAUAUGGAGAUUCUUCCUGAGAGGACAGAAUCACCAUUUUUGGAUGGGUCACUGAGUGCAAAGCUGAGAGUGACCGCAACACAUACAGCCACUUUCACCAGCCUCAUUACUGUCUCUACCAAGGAGGAGAGAGGACACAGUGAAGAGACAGCAAGCAUACAGACAGACAGAAAGAGAAAACAAAAAGCUAAGGAUGGAGGGAGAGAGGGAGAGAUCAAAAUUAAGAUAAGGGCAGAAAAAGGCAGUGUCAUCUGUUCUAAAAACAAAGGGGAUUUGGAAGAAAGGGAUGUUUCAUCCUCAGUGCACGUCAUCUCCAGGAAGUCACCCAAACCUUUCAACGAUAGUACGAAGGGCCAGAUUCCUCAGGGAAAUCAAACCCCACGUGGCAAACACAUCCUUAAAGAAACUGCGGAUCUAGGGAAUGCUGAGGUAAAGAUAACAAUGGAGAAGAAGGAAGAUGUCAGUGAAUUAGAACAUAAGAUAUCCUCAGCAGCCGGAAACACAAAUUCCAAGACCUCAAGCUCAGCGCCCACUGUAACAAUCAAUACAUCCAAGUUAUGUGUGUCUACACAAGCAAGUAAGCCUCCCUGCUCAUCACCCCCAGUUGAUCCGCUGAAACUGAAAGCAUUGUCCAUGGGCUUGUCUAAGGAACUGAAGAUCCUUUUGAUUAAAGUGGAGAGUGCUGGAAGACAAACAUUCAACAUAUCAGAGGUGGAGGAGCAAAGAAUCCCUCUAUCCAAGAUCAGUAUCGACAACACAGGCGCUCAAGUGGUCAGAUCUUGCAAGGGGACGAGGGUGAAGGGGAAAUUCAAGGAGUCGUUCCUGCUGCCUGCCUUCUCUGUUAAACCGAACAUUGCCACAGAGAUCCCAAUUCCUCGAGAGAGGCUUAACCCUCCUACGCCAAGCAUCUACUUGGAAAGCAAGAGGGACGCCUUCUCUCCAGUUCUACUUCAGUUCUGCACUGAUCCCAAAAAUGCAGUUACUGUCAUCAGAGGCCUUGCUGGCUCCCUUCGUCUGAACCUUGGCCUGUUUUCCACCAAAUCCCUGGUGGAAGCCAAUGCAGAGCAUGCAGUGGAAGUGAGGACUCAGGUUCAGCAGCCCGCUGAUGAGAACUGGGAUCCCAGUGGUUCGGCACAGACAUGGCCCUGCGAGAGCAGCCGCUCACACACCACCAUUGCCAAAUACGCCCAGUACCAGGCCUCCAGCUUCCAGGAGAGUCUACAGGAGGAGAAGGAGAGCGAGAAUGAAGAGGAAGGAGAGCACCCCAAGUCUUCAGACACAUCAGCCGCCACAAAAGCUGCUCUGGCAUUAUCCGGUAAAGGCAGUCCUGCCUCGAUUAAAGCCAAUCCUGCUACCAACUUCAGCAAAGGCCAACCUUUUCAUGCCAACAGCUCAGAGCAGAAAUCAUGCGGGAAGAUCAUUAAAUUUGGGACCAAUAUUGAUCUCUCCGACCCUAAAAGGUGGAAGCCCCAGCUGCAAGAGCUGCUGAAGCUGCCAGCUUUCAUGCGAGUGGAAUCCAGCAACAACAUGCUUAGUCACGUCGGUCACACCAUCCUGGGCAUGAACACCGUCCAGCUCUACAUGAAGGUGCCAGGCAGCCGCACGCCAGGUCAUCAAGAGAACAACAAUUUCUGCUCAGUCAACAUCAAUAUCGGGCCUGGUGACUGUGAGUGGUUCGCUGUCCAUGAGCACUACUGGGGGGCUAUCAACACCUUUUGUGAGAAGCAUGGAGUUGACUACCUUACAGGGUCCUGGUGGCCGGUCCUGGAAGACCUGUACAGCUCCAACAUUCCUGUGUACCGCUUCAUUCAGAGGCCGGGAGAUCUGGUGUGGAUUAAUGCGGGGACUGUGCACUGGGUCCAGGCGGUGGGCUGGUGCAACAACAUCGCCUGGAAUGUAGGACCACUCAACUCGUACCAAUAUCAACUCGCCCUGGAGCGCUAUGAGUGGAACGAGGUGAAGAAAGUUAAGUCAAUAGUUCCCAUGAUCCAUGUUUCCUGGAAUGUGGCUCGCACCAUCAAGAUCACUGACCAGGAUACCUACAAGAUGAUCAAACACUGCCUGAUGCAGUCCAUCAAGCACAUCCAGAUUCUGAGAGACCAGCUGGUGGCUGCAGGGAAGAAGAUCUGUUACCAGAGUCGUGUGAAGGACGAGCCAGCCUAUUACUGCAACGAGUGUGACGUGGAGGUGUUUGACCUGCUGUUUGUGACCAGUGAGAACAGCAGUAAGAAGUGCUACGUGGUGCACUGUGAGGACUGUGCCCGAGCUAAGAACCCAACACUGGUUGGAGUAGUGGUGCUGGAACAGUAUCGGAUGGAGGAGCUGAUGAGAACGUACGACACCUUCACACUGGCUCCAUCACCCUUUUCAAAGUGAGGACUCGUCCCUGGUGUCUUUCAGCCAUAACCAAAACUCUAAUGGCAGCACAAAUGUUGUCUUCAAGGCAAUCUAUUCCUGCAAACACUCUCUGAAUCAGCCAAUCACGUUUACUCAGUAUUGUUUACAUCACACAAUAAGGUAUGGAUACUCAGCCAAUCCAACUAUAGCUCACUGUCUUCCCCAUACCAGCUGCUGAUUGGACGUGUGUUUUGAAAUAGAAUGACUAGACUGGUACUUCACACGAAAAGCAUUUCAGACAUGUACAAAAAAAAAUGUGAGCACUGCUAGCACUGAAAAUCAGGUUAUAUGUUCAACGGACACUGCUGUGAUUCAAAAGCGUCAAGUAGCCGGUUCUGUGUGUAAAUUCAGGUACUUUUAUGCAAAUUCAGUAGAACUUUUUUACACCAAUCUAGUUAUUCUAUAUGUCCAUGAAUUUGCUGUGAUUCUGUUGUACCAGCAGGGGAAUCGCUUCACAGGAGAAGUAGCUGAUUGUCACAUUUGGCAUCGUAUUGGUUCCUGUUUUUUUUUUUUUUUGGUAUUCAGGUAAACUCUGACAUUUGUAAUUCCUGUCUGUAUACUCUCUGAGGUGCUAUUCCAAUCUAAUUUAUUCUCGUUCGAUACUUAAAGAAAGUUUUACCAGCCUAGAAGUACACCACAUUGGCCUUGCAAACUGUAUUUAGAGGAGAGGUAAUUAGAGGAUUAAACACACAAAUAAGGAUUUAUGUAUGUAUUAAAAAACAAAUCAAAAACUUUUAUCAGUUUCUCUAAAAUACGGGUUUACUAGAGGACUAAUAUGGUUUCAUUCUUUGUUGGAAAUCAACUAUGUAGAUGAAUAAUUAGAUUUUUUUGUUUUUUCACAAGUCCAGCUAAAUAGUCGUCGGUGUGGUUUCUAUGAUACGCACGGAAAACAGACAUAAUGUCGUUUUUAUUUUUGGAAUGGGAGAACAAUCCCAGUUUUAUACCUCUUUUGUUGCUAUGUUCUUGUUUCUAGAUGACAGAGAAAAUAAAUAACUGUAAAUUGUGAAUGAAUUUAUAGAAAUACACAGUGGUGUGCGUAGACGGGGUACAGAGGGGCCGAAGUUACCAUUUAAUGUUAUUGUUAAUGAGGUGCCAAUUACAGUCUGUAAAACGUAAUAUGUCCAAAGAGACACACAAUCAUAAUCUUUUAAUGCAAAAGCCAAUGAGGCCAAAUAGAUAAUCAGACUGAAUGGCACCUCAGUGUUUUCAUUUUGCCCCAAACAUCCAUCCUGAUGAGCAGUGGCGCCCCCAAGGGGGGGAGUGGGGGGGGCUUUGGCCUCCACUGGCAAAUACAAUGGGAGGCCGACAUUACUGUCUGAGGCACUCUGAUUUUUAUGCUAGUGUGACAGUAAUGGUAUCUUGUGAAACUAGACAACCUAAGGCAUCCAUUGAUACCAACCAUGUCAGCAUAGUUUGUCGAGAAGAAGGGUAAAUAAUGCUCGAGAUUUAGGCUAGAUUUUGGCCAAGGAACAACUGGCAUGGCCAUUUUUGAAAUGGGUCCCUUGAACUGUCAACUUCAGAUCUAAAUGAAAAUGGGUUAUUGGGUACUGGAAAAAGUAAUAUUAUUACUGCCCAACACUGACUUUGACAUUGUUUUCAAAUUGAGUAUAUACUUCAACAGCAUAACAUACCUGAAUACCUGAAAUUCAAUUUUGGAUUUUGGUUUUGGUUUGCCACCUCAAGAUUUUCAAUGGCCCCAUAUGGCCACCCGUAGAAAAAAAUUCUGGGGACGCCACUGCUGAUGAGGCACCAUGCACUGCAAGAGGGGUUUAAUAUACUGUAUUUCUAAUUUACCUUGCUAAAGAGCACAUGAAUUGAGUCAUGACAAGAGAAGUUUUUAUUUUUAUUUUCCCAACAUUUAGACAGUCCUUCACAAUAAAGGGUCUCAUUUCGCUAAGGCUACACGACCUUUGGCUUCAUAUGUUAAAACUUUACUUCCUACGUAACAUUUGAUUAUCACUUACUGCAGCGGACUGUAUUCACAUGCAGUGAGUUGGUUGGGCCUAUCCUCUAUCAUUUGAAUAGAGGUUCAGCAUUACCGCUGUAUAAUCAAAUAAUUAAACUUUCCACAAAUGACGACUAUCCACUUUCAGCCCCACCCUCUGUGCACACCAUUUACUGUACAUAAUGUAUCUGUUUUCAGGUUUACUAGGACAGUUGCGUAGUUUUGUUCUCAAUCAAAAAUCUAAUUUGUAUAUGGUCAGAUUUGUCCACCUCAGUCAUUUGUUUUCGUUGUUGCUGUAUUAUAAUACACCCUAAAAAAUAUCCUGUUUCACUCUAGUUUAAAUUACUGCAAUGGGAACUUCUUCCCACUUUUAUACCUCUUUUUGUUGUCAGUUUCUGUUUUUUGGAUUACAGAGAAAAUGGAAAAUUGUAAAUUGUGACAUUAUUUAUACUGUACAUGGUUGUUUUCUUAUAUAUUUAUUGCAUAUCAAAGGGUACUUCACUUGAUAAGGGGCUACAAGGUAUUUUAAAAAUGUAGUUUGGUCAUAAUAUGUGGAUAGGGGAAGUGCAAUCAGGGGGCAGUUUAAUUUUCAUGGUGCUAGACCCCUCCUUGCCUCAGUGCCCCCUCAUUAAACAGCAUAUAAUGAUGUAUGAACAUACAGUAUGUCAGUGAUACAACUCAAACCAACCAGUUGGUGCUUAGAACCAUUUCAACACAGUUUGCUGGUAACAGAAAUGGAAUGAUGUCUUUGUACUGUAUCUAACAGAUCUUACAGGAUCUUUUAAAAACGUUUUUUCCAUUGUAUGAAAUUCAUAAUCUUGUGAGGCAUUAGUGGUUUUAUGAUGAGCAUUAGCAGUAGUUGUAAUUCUUGACACUUUUGCAGAGACUUUUAGGGAUGUGACUUUUAAUGACGUCGAGGUUUCGGUUUUUUUGUGUGUGUGUCUUGUCCUCAUUAUUGGUAUUAUUUGAAGGAAGUAAUGAUGCUCUUUUUACUCUUGACUUGUUUGAUUUAUGCUGCACUUAUUGUUUUCAAAAAGAACUCACAUAGAAGAAAACCUGAGCCAGACCUGUCUUAAAUCCCUCUGUGAUUUUUCUGUGAUAUAUUGUAUUGUUGUUCGAGAAAAUAAAAUGUUUUGAUAAAUUAUUCAA
Messenger RNA from Epinephelus lanceolatus (giant grouper), 8673 nucleotides. It is a transcript of the gene kdm6bb, whose product is annotated as lysine (K)-specific demethylase 6B, b. Gene Ontology annotation, molecular function: RNA polymerase II cis-regulatory region sequence-specific DNA binding; chromatin DNA binding; histone H3K27me2/H3K27me3 demethylase activity. NCBI's taxonomy places the organism in Eukaryota, Metazoa, Chordata, Actinopteri, Perciformes, Serranidae. Gene Ontology annotation, biological process: heart development; regulation of gene expression. The record is from RefSeq and is a predicted model, not a curated record. Gene Ontology annotation, cellular component: MLL3/4 complex.